This is a messenger RNA of Telopea speciosissima, 1318 nucleotides long. RefSeq names its product protein trichome birefringence-like 33. The record is from RefSeq and is a predicted model, not a curated record. The coding region runs from base 26 to 1297 and encodes 423 amino acids. NCBI's taxonomy places the organism in Eukaryota, Viridiplantae, Streptophyta, Magnoliopsida, Proteales, Proteaceae. Gene Ontology annotation, molecular function: O-acetyltransferase activity. Gene Ontology annotation, cellular component: Golgi apparatus. The transcript has 7 exons.
AGAGAGAAGAGAGAGAUAGAGAGAGAUGAAAAAGUCUUUCUCCACCUAUUCAUCAUCGUCUCCUCUUAGGAAGACUCGUGUUUCACCCUUUGUCUUUACUUUACUAGCUUUCAUCGUCUUCGUCGCCAUCAUCUACGGCCAAGACUUGGGUUGCCUUCUCAAACGACCCACUAACGAUCUCCGGCCAAACUCAGAACGGCAGAAGAAAUCGAGAACAGGUGAAUUGCCGUUUGCGGUGGGAAAGAUCAAAGAAGAGAAAUGCGAUGUAUUUAAUGGGAGAUGGGUUCGUGAUGAGUCCAAUCGGCCGAUGUAUGAGGAAUGGGAAUGUCCGUACAUACAGCCACAGUUAACCUGUCAAGAACACGGGAGGCCUGAGAAAGAGUACCAGCACCGGAGAUGGCAGCCUCAUGGUUGUUCCCUUCCCAGCUUCAAUGCAACAUUUAUGCUGGAGAAACUACGAGGGAAGAGGAUGAUGUUUGUUGGCGACAGUCUGAACAGGGGUCAGUAUGUCUCCAUGGUCUGUCUGCUCCACCGGAUCAUCCCUGAGCAUGCCAAAUCCAUGGAAACCUUCGACUCACUUACAGUCUUCAGAGCUAAGGACUACAAUGCCACAAUUGAGUUCUACUGGGCUCCGUUUCUUCUGGAAUCAAAUUCAGAUGAUGCAGUCAUCCAUAGAGUGACAGAUAGAAUUGUUCGUAGGGGUUCCAUCAAUAAACAUGGUCGUUUCUGGAAAGGAGCCGAUAUUGUAGUAUUCAAUACCUAUCUUUGGUGGAUGACCGGGAUGAAAAUGAAGAUCCUGCGGGGAUCUUUCAAUGAUUCAGUUAAAGACAUCAUUGAGAUGGAAACCGACGAUGCUUAUCACUUGGCAAUGAAGAGUAUGUUGAAAUGGGCACAGAAGAAUUUGGAUCCUCAGAAGACCAGAGUUUUCUUUACCAGCAUGUCGCCUUCCCAUGGGAGGAGCAUUGAUUGGGGAGGAGACCCAAAUGGAAGCUGUUACAAUCAAACAACUCCAAUUGAAGAUCCAAGUUACUGGGGUUCUGGACAAGACAAGAGAAUAAUGAGGGUGAUUGGGGAAGUGUUUAGUAAAUCAAAGGUACCCAUUACAUUUCUCAACAUUACUCAACUCUCAGAGUAUAGGAAAGAUGCCCAUACUUCCAUCUACAAGAAACAAUGGAGCCCUUUGACACCUGAGCAAUUAGCAAACCCUGUAAGCUAUGCUGAUUGUGUGCAUUGGUGUUUACCUGGACUUCAAGAUACUUGGAAUGAGCUCUUAUACGCAAAGCUCUUUUAUCCUUAGCUGUGUUGAUCCAUGAAUUUA